This is a messenger RNA of Aegilops tauschii subsp. strangulata, 960 nucleotides long. The record is from RefSeq and is a predicted model, not a curated record. Lineage: Eukaryota; Viridiplantae; Streptophyta; Magnoliopsida; Poales; Poaceae.
AUGUUUGCUGCAACUAUUUCAGUUCUAAGAAGUGUAGCAACUGAUCGCUCAGCUACAAGGAAUUCAAGAGGAGACGCUGCAGGUGCCCUGAAGAUAUUAAACACAUUUGAUUUUGUCUUCAUUCUGCACCUAAUGGAAAGAAUUAUGAAAAUCACGGAUAUCUUGUGUGUUAAACUUCAAAAUAAAAGUUUGGAUAUUGCUAAUGCACUGGAUUGUGUUUCUAACACAAAGUCGUUGCUUGCUGAACUGAGACAAGAUGGAUGGGAAAGUCUUUUUGAAGAUGUCAAAUCAUUUUGUGUGAAACAUGAGAUUGAUAUCCCGGACAUGGAUCAAAGGUAUGUUGAUGUAACAAAAUCAAGAAAUAAGCAUGACAACACCACCGUUAUCCAUCAUUACAAAGUAGAUGUGUUUAAUGUUGCAAUAGAUCAACAAGUGAUAGAGUUGAAUGAUCGAUUCAGUUCUCAAGUUACGGAGCUUCUAGAUCUUUGUUCAUCAUUGGACCCUAGACAUGAUGCCUUCGACAAGUCAAAGAUAUGCACUCUAGUGGAAAAAUUCUAUCCUGCUGAUUUUACUAGUCAAGAAAGAGAUCGGUUGGAGUGUGAAUUACCACAUUUUCAGCUUGAUACAUUGAACCAUCCAGAGAUCAAAAAUUGCAAAUCACUUGCUGAUAUGACAAAAGGGAUAAUUAAAACUGGCAAGUCUUCUGAUUAUCCUAUGGUUGAGAGGUUGUUACGAUUAGUAAUAACUCUUCCGGUGUCAACUGCAACAGCAGAGCGAGCCUUUUCCGCAAUGAAACUUGUCAAGACACGUCUUCGAAGUAAAUUGGGAGAUGAUUUUCUUCGUCAUUGCACUAUAGUCUACAUUGAGAAGGAAAUAGCAGCCAAGUUUAGCUCCGACGAUAUUAUUGAGAUAUUUGAUACUGGUGCUCGUAAAUCCGACUUCAAAUUAAUAGAUAUGUAA